Molecule: messenger RNA, 2241 nt
Organism: Ostrea edulis (European flat oyster)
Lineage: Eukaryota; Metazoa; Mollusca; Bivalvia; Ostreida; Ostreidae
Product: F-box only protein 43-like
Exons: 5
Coding region: 273-1445 (390 amino acids)
Biological process (GO): regulation of mitotic nuclear division; negative regulation of meiotic nuclear division
Cellular component (GO): nucleus
Molecular function (GO): protein binding
Source: RefSeq, a predicted model, not a curated record
UUGUAAACAUUCCCGCAAGAUUUGACGUUCUGCUUUUUUUAUCAGUCUUCAAUGACAAGUCAAGAGGAGUUCCGUCAAUGUUUUGAUUGGUCAAUGAGAAUUUGGCGAAUCAUUUGAAAGAUUGCAAAAGAAGUAACUGUACACAACCAGCUGGUAAAGGAUUUUUUCUCAUCGGAUAAAGUGUGGAAUAUAGGCCUUAUCAGGAACUUGAAAAAACACAUACCACAAAAGUUACAGGAGUUGAAAUGAGCAGCUGAUGAAAGAAAUUGAUUAUGGAGGAGUUCAAACUGGAGAAUUGCCACGAGUUUGGCAGCUUUCCUGAGAAAGGAGGGGCUUUUAGUACCAGUACCCCGCUUGUCCACAGUAAACUCGACGACUCCCUCCCACCUCGGUCCCUUUCUAACUGUGUGUGGUCCCCUAAUGACAGUGGCUAUGCAGACUCUAUAUGCAGCAGCAAUACUAGUGAUAUUUGCCAAGUGACUUCAAACGAUAGCUUUACACAAUUCCGAUUGCACAAUUCGGACCUAAGUCCAAGUCCCACUGCAGUUGCCCAGUCAUCUGGGUCACUACAGACAGACAAGUAUGUGCCCAGGUUUUCCCUGGGUGUACAUCUUUUAGACUAUGAAAUCCCUGAGGAGGAACAUGUGUAUGAGAAGUUUUCUCCAAAUAAGAGCCCUAUCCCUCACUACAGUCUGGAAGAUGAGGACAUGUGUACUGAAGAUUCUUGGGCUUGCACUGCACCCUCCCCGACAAAGCAGACCAUUUACUCAAACCUCACAGAGAGAUUUAAGGCUGCGUUACAUCAGUGCAUGCCCACGGAGCCGGACCGGAUGAUUGGACGGAAGAUGGGGCUGGAUCAGGUUGACCUGGUCAGUGAAUUGAGUGACCGUGGAAUGAUGAUUAUCAUAGAGAGAAUUGUCAGCUAUCUCCAGUCUUCUGAUAUACGCAGAAUGUGUCGAGUCAGUAAGACAUGGAGUUCUGUGUGUCGUAAAUGGUCUAUACAAAAACAGCAACGCAGAGCGCGGUCACUGAAACGCAAAGACAAGGAGAAUGCGAGUCUCAAGGUGGCGCCAGACCUGGAUGCUGUUCAGCGUGGUCUAACUGUAGGGGAGCAGACCACCCUGGGAACUGUUCAGGCAGUACAAGAUAGGGUUCCACUGCCCUGCUCUAUAGGCACUCAGAGGGACCUCUUUGUACAGACUGCAGAGUCUCUAAAGAAUGAGGAGAAAUUGACCAAAUGUCCAAUGUGCCAACAAGCUGCCGUAGUGUACCCUGUGCAGGAGAGGGGCAUGUGCCAAUCAGACAAGUGUAGCUUUGACUACUGUGUAAAGUGCUUCCAUCCAUUCCACAGAAGUUUGCCUUGUGAAUCGCUGACCGUCAGCAAACGAAGCAAAGAGUCCAAGAUUGGCGGAAAGCACGGGAAGAAGUUUCUGAGGCGGUUAUAGCACUGGGAAUACACCAUGGUACACAGACUUAACAGGCAUGAACCGUACUCCCAGGUCAGCUCGCAAUUCACCGUGGCAGCCAGAGAUCUGGUCAUCUGUUCACUAGAGGCAGUCACAAGGUUGUCCCCAGGCACUGCAUGGAAACACGGAGCUCCUCAUCAAACUACGGAAAAUCUAAUUCCAGGAAUCCACCAGACUGUCACAAAGAGACACCACCAAGUGUGUUCAAAGGCACCACCUUAUGUGUUCAAAGGCACCACCUUAUGUGUUCAAAGACACCAAGUGUGUUCAACACCUUCAUAUUUCCUUUUGACGUGUGUUCAGGAACAGGCUGUUUUAUUGUUGCAUGCUUGUUUUACAUUUCUUAUUUUUUAAAGAUAUUUUUUUAUUUGUAUUUUUGCAUUUUACUGUUUGUUAUAGUUAACAUAAAAUUACCGAUUUUUAUAUUAUAUCUUUUAAACUAGUUCAUUUUUAUUUGUAGUCCAUGAGAAAUUUACUCAAGUUAUUUACACAUCAGUAUCGGCACAACACUCAGUCCAUGGAUAUAAAAUCCAAAUAAUACUGGUAAUAUGCAUGUACUGUUUACAUAAAGAUAAGAAAGACUUGAUUUACCAAAGAUAGAAAUAAUGUAAUUACACUAAAUGAAAUUCUCCAGAGGACAUUGUUCUGACACUAUUUAUAUCACAAAAUGGUUGGUUAAAUACUAUCUUAUGUAAAUCAAAACGCUUUAUACAAAUCUAUUGUGCGGUUGAUCAAAUGUUCAGAUUAUAUUUUGAAUAAAUAAUAUAUAUCUUUA